This is a messenger RNA of Lactuca virosa, 1646 nucleotides long. The record is from the annotation of a GenBank genome assembly. Lineage: Eukaryota; Viridiplantae; Streptophyta; Magnoliopsida; Asterales; Asteraceae.
AUCAUAGUUUUCUCUCACAUACAUACGAUGGAAACUGUGCUAGUAAACAGUGAAAGCAAGGCGCAUGUGGUGUUCGUACCAUGUCCAGCACAAAGCCACAUCAAGUGUAUGCUGAAACUAGCAAGGCUACUGCACCUCAAGGGCAUACACAUAACCUUUGUAAACACUGAGAUCAACCACAAUCAUUUACUCAAGUCCGGAGGGCCACACUGUCUCGAUGAUGAACCUGGAUUCCAGUUCAAGACCAUUCCUGAUGGUAUUCCCGAUGAUUUACGAUGGGAUAGGCUUGAACUCUCUAAGUCUAUUCUAACCAACUUCUUGGGUUACUUUCUUGAUCUCGUGGCUAGACUAGAGAUUCCAGUUACUUGUAUUAUUGGUGAUGGUAUGACGCCUUUCACUGUUGAUGCUGCGGAGACGCUUAAAGUACCAACCAUGCAAUUUUGGACCUUCUCUGCUAGUGCUUUCUGGGGCUAUUACCAAGCUCCAAAUCUAAUUGAAAAAAAACUUAUUCCACUUAAAGAUGAAAGUUGCCUCACCAAUGGGUAUCUUGAGACUAUAAUAGAUUGGAUUCCAGGUUUGGAAGCAAUCCGUUUAAAGGAUCUUCCAGGUUAUGUUCGAACCACAGACCCAAAUGAUGUAGACUAUAAUUUUGUCAUUGAGUGUGCUAAAGCAACGAGGAAGAUCUCAAAUAUAAUCAUCCACACAUUUGAAGAUUUAGAGUCCACCGUCAUUAAAGCCCUCAACCCCAUAUUUCCUCACAUCUACACGAUCGGACCGCUGGAGUUGCUACUAAAACAUAUACAAAAUGAGCAAGAAACAAAGAAGUUGGACAAUAAAGGCUAUAGUUUAUGGAAGGAAGAACCUGAGUGCCUUAACUGGUUGCAAUCAAAGGAACCAAAUUCAGUAAUUUAUGUAAAUUUUGGUAGUCUAGCAGUGAUGUCUGCACAACAAUUGCUAGAGUUUGGUUGGGGAAUUGCUAAUAGCAACCAUUAUUUUCUUUGGAUCAUUAGGCCUAAUUUGGUUGUUGGAGAGUCUAUUGUCUUUCCUCAAGAACUCAAAGAGAUUAUUAAUAAGAAAGGGUUUAUCGCAAGUUGGUGUCCCCAGGAAGAAGUGUUGAACCACCCUUCAGUUGGUGGGUUCUUGACUCAUUGUGGGUGGGGUUCGACCAUUGAGAGCCUCACGGCUGGGGUCCCCAUGUUGUGCUGGCCUUUUUUAUGGGACCAACCAACAAUCUGUAGGCAAAUUUGCAAGGAAUGGAAAGUUGGCAUGGAAAUCGGAGAGACUGUGAAGAGAGAUGAAGUUGAGAAGCUCACAAAGGAGUUGAUUGGAGGAGAGAUGGGUAAACAAAUGAGGAUCCAGGCUAUGGAGUGGAAGAAAAAGAUUGAAAUUGCGACAAGUCCUAAUGGCUCAUCUUUCUUGAAUGUCGAGAAACUUGCAAAUGACAUUCAUAUGUUUUCAACCAACUAGCUAGGAUUUCAUAUGUUCUUUUGGUUCUCAAGAAUGUUGUUAAAGGUCCAUCUUUAAGGGGCCAGGGAGGCCAUGGCCUCCCAACUUUUUAGCCUACUAAUACCUGUUGUAUACAUAGCCAAAGACAGGAGUUCAUUAAGAAAAGCCAGUUGUGUGUCUUGUCUCUUUUACUCUUCAUC